AUGAGCACGCGGGGCGGGGCGGCGCCGAGUGGCAGGUGAGCCUCGGCGUCCACUCGGCAGAGCGCCUGGGAGGAGCCGCCUGUAGGCAGCAGCAGAGCUGAGGAUGCGCGCGUCAAAUCCAAGCUGCUUUUAAUGCGAGCGAGCAGUCCGGCUCCGAGCGUCAUGGCGACCGCAGCGUCCAACCACUACAGCAUCCUCACUUCCAGCUCAUCCAUCGUGCACUCGGAGCCCGGCAGCAUGCAGCAAGCCGCGGCGUACCGGGACGCGCAGAGCCUGUUGCAGAGCGACUAUCAGCUGCAGAGCAACAGCCACGCGCUGAGCCACGCUCACCAGUGGAUCGCCGCGCUGUCCCACGGCGAGGGGGCCCCGUGGUCGACGGAGCAGGACAUUAAACCGGCCGUGCAGAGCGCCCGGGAUGACAUGCACAACUCCAGCAGUAACCUGCAGCAGCAGCAGCACCAGUCGCGGCCGCCGCCGUCCCACCUGCAGGUGCACCAGACCGCGCACGGAGGGAGCCACCACGACGCGCGGGCGUGGAGGACCACCACGGCGGCGCACAUCCCCAGCAUGGCGACCACCAAUGGCCAGGCCUUGAUCUAUUCCCAGCCGAGCUUCGGCGUCAACGGCUUGAUCCCGGGGCCGGGCGGCGGCCAGGGGAUGCACCACCACAACCUGAGGGACCCUCACGAGGACCACCACAGCCCGCACCUGAGCGAGCACAGCCAUCCGACAUCCCAGCAGCAUCAGCACCAGCACGGCCCCAACCACCACGACCACUCGGACGAGGACACGCCGACCUCGGACGACUUGGAGCAGUUCGCCAAACAGUUCAAGCAGAGGAGGAUCAAGCUGGGCUUCACGCAGGCGGACGUGGGGCUCGCCCUCGGGACCUUGUACGGGAAUGUCUUCUCCCAGACCACCAUUUGCAGGUUUGAGGCCUUGCAGCUCAGCUUUAAAAACAUGUGCAAGCUCAAGCCUCUGUUGAACAAAUGGCUGGAGGAGGCGGACUCCACCUCGGGCAGCCCGACCAGCCUGGACAAAAUCGCCGCGCAGGGGAGAAAAAGAAAAAAACGGACUUCCAUCGAAGUCAGCGUCAAAGGGGCUUUGGAGAGCCAUUUUUUGAAGUGCCCCAAACCCGCGGCGUCGGAAAUUAUCUCACUAGCGGACAGCCUGCACUUGGAGAAAGAAGUAGUCAGGGUUUGGUUUUGUAACAGGAGACAGAAGGAGAAACGGAUGACACCUCCCGGAGGAGCCCUGGCGGGGAGCGAGGACGUGUACGGGGACACGCCGCCCCACCACGGGGUCCAGACCCCGGUUCAAUGA
This is a messenger RNA of Nerophis lumbriciformis (worm pipefish), 1323 nucleotides long. The record is from RefSeq and is a predicted model, not a curated record. Lineage: Eukaryota; Metazoa; Chordata; Actinopteri; Syngnathiformes; Syngnathidae.